Molecule: messenger RNA, 2976 nt
Organism: Malus domestica (apple)
Lineage: Eukaryota; Viridiplantae; Streptophyta; Magnoliopsida; Rosales; Rosaceae
Source: RefSeq, a predicted model, not a curated record
CUAAAAUUUUCUCGGCUAAUUUUCCCGAGAAAGUUCUCCACAGCAAAAAUUGAGAAGAAAGAAGCUAAUCGUUGUGGGCCGAAGAAAACCAUGACGACGUUGAUCAGAAAAGUGUGGGAGUUGGUGUCAAGCCGCACGGUUUCGUGUUCAGAGUCAACGUCGUCGUCUUCUUCUUCGAGCUCUCCGUCGGAAACGGCGGGUUUCGGGGCGUUCGAUCGAGUGCCGACAGACCUACUGAUGCAAAUCGCGAGACUGGUGGGGCCCAAGGAGCCGUGAAAUUGAGCGUCGUGUGCAGAGCGUGGCGGUGCGUCGUCUCCGAGAACGAGCUGUGGAUUUUCUUUCUAAAGAAUCAGAAGCUGGAGGAGGAGAAUUAUUGGGAAUCCUUUGCUUUCCCGGAAACCCAUUUGAGAUUCGGAUACCCACUUCAAACAUUCUUGGGUGAGAGUCGCCAGUUGUCCUACAUGGGUAUUUAUGGUCAACGAGUUCCUGGUUUUGUUAUCAUUGACGGGGGCUCUGGCUAUUGCAAGUUUGGCUGGAGCAAAUACGCAUGUCCAUCAGGCCGAUCAGCAACCUUUUUGGAAUUUGGUAAUGUUGAGUCGCCAAUGUAAUCAAGACUCCGCCAUUUUUUUUUUUGUGAAUAUUUAUAGCAGGAUGCAGGUGAAACCAUCUUCGCAGCCCGUGGUUUUGUCUAUACCAAUCUGCCAUUAUGAUGAUACUGAAUCUGCUAAGGCAUCGAGACGGCAGCUCAAAGAAGCCAUAUACAAAGUACUUUUUGACAUGAAUGUCCCUGCUGUCGGUGCCGUUAAUCAGGCAACUUUAGCUUUGUAUGCAGCAAGACGAACUUCAGGGAUUGUUGUAAACAUUGGUUUCCAGGUCACUUCUAUUGUUCCAAUUUUAAAUGGUAAAGUUAUGCGCAAGGUGGGUGUGGAGGUUAUGGGAUUGGGAGCGCUGAAGCUUACAGGGUUCCGUAGGGAGCUAUUGCAGCAGAGCAAUAUCAAUUUUGACUCACUGUACACUGUUCGUGUUGUGCCUUGGCCCGUUCGUUAGUGCGGAAACGAGAUUCAGAUUACAACCUCACCAUAUUCACACUCAGUUGAACAGAAUAAAAUACAAGAAAUAAAGACACUGAGAGAUUUACGAGGUUCGGCAAAAACCUGCCUACGUCCUCCAAGAGAUAUUGCUCUUCACUAUGAGAAUAACUAGUACAAGAUACACUUGAGUUAAAUCAACAUAACCCAAACCCCAACCCCUUGUACCCUCACAGAAUUUUACUAAGAGACUCACUCUUCCCAAGAGUUUCUCACUCUCACUCUAUAUUUUUCUCUCCUUUGUGUUUUCCGAAUGCACACCCACUUUCUUCACAAUUGGCAAGCUCACUUUUUUUGUGUAUGAAAAAUUCCUUCACUUAUAGACAUGCACCUUCAAUUAUGUCAACCACCAAAAAACAAAGUUUACGGGUCAUGUUUCCAAAUUCCACAAAACAUGCUUCCACAAAACAUGUUUCCCCAAAACAUGCUUCCACAAAACAUGCUUCCACGAAACAUGCUUCCAAAGUCCACAAAGUUGAGAGGAAAUGGUUGCCAACUCAUAAUUAUAUGAGCCAAACACAACAAUCUCCAUCUUGGCGAAUAUACUGUGCAAAAAUCCUUGCACCCAUCACCAAUGUCCAUUGGCCUUACGUACCAGCAUACACACCCUGAAUCAACCUCGUUGGUCUUGUUCCUGAUUCAGUCACUGCCAAUGCAUGUGCAGCUGCUGCAAGCUAAAAAUCACCAUUUAGCUUCAGACAGGAUCUCGACACAUCCUCGUCUCCUCCAGCAGGUUUUCCUCCUCUUCAUUGUCUGCAACCUGGAAACUCGUUAGCGCGCCCGUUUCCAGUAACAACCCAUCGAGCCAGACAAAAUUCCCACACUUCCUCCUACCUCAUGAUCAUCUCAUCACCUGUGAAUCCCAUAGCUCCACCUGUUGCAAAACCCCUGCAACACUUGAGACUAAACAUCACCAGGAGAAGUGUUGCUUCGAGUACCUAGAGGGCAUACUCGAAGUCUUCCGCCACAAAAUUGCUACAACCCGGACCAAGAUCAUCCUUUCUUUUUCUCAAAGGACAAUUUUUCUUUUUAUGUCCGAAUUCUUUGCAGUUGUAGCAUUGUAGACCUUUGCCUCCGGAACCGGAUUUGAACCUGUUGUCUCUCUCAGAUCCUUCUCCCAAUUUUCUUCCACGAUUCCAACCUUGAACAGCUAAAGCAGUCUCGUGCCCACCAUCAACAAUGGUCUUCUUCUUUUGUGUAUCAUAAGACACCAAAGAAGCUUGCACCUGCUCCAAACUUACUGUAUCUUUUCCAUGCAGUAAGGUUGUCACAAGAUUUUCAUACGAAUCUGGAAGUGAGGUAAGAAGUAAGAGGGCUUUGUCUUCUUCCUCAACCUUAAUGUCAACUUUCCGCAAUUGAUCCAAGUAUCCGUUGAACUCAUUCAUGUGGUCCAUGAGAUUCCCACCUUCAUCCAUCUUCAGCUUGUACAGUUUCCGCUUCAAAUGCAACUUGUUGGUCAAACUCUUAGCAAUAUAGAGUUUUUCCAACUUCUCCCAAAGUGCAGGCGUAGAAUCUUCAUCCAUAACAUUAUUGAUAAUGUUAUCUGCUAUACAGUGUCGAAUCGUGCUAACACAACGCGCCUCCAGCUCCUCCCACUGGUCAUCUGUCAUUUCUUGAGGCUUCCCAUCUUUUCCCUUCAAAGCUCUAGCCAAGCCUUGUUGAGUCAAGACAUCCUUUACUCUCAUCUGCCAAAGAGUAAAACUGCCUUUCCCAUUAAACUUCUCAACUGAAAAUGACAUGUUUGUAGUCAUCAUGGUGAAUAAAAAAUCUGAACCGUCAAUGAACCAAAGCUUCCAACAAAGCUCUGAUACCAAUUGUUGUGCCUUGGCCCGUUCGUUAGUGCGGAAACGAGAUUCAGAUUACAACCUCACCAUAUUCACACUCAGUU